Letharia columbiana is the source of this 630-nucleotide messenger RNA. RefSeq lists its product as uncharacterized. Bases 1 to 630 code for a protein of 209 amino acids. NCBI's taxonomy places the organism in Eukaryota, Fungi, Ascomycota, Lecanoromycetes, Lecanorales, Parmeliaceae. The record is from RefSeq and is a predicted model, not a curated record. The transcript is spliced from 3 exons.
AUGUCCGACGGUGAAGAUGACUAUGACAGCGAAUCUGACGGGUACGAUAUCCAUGAUCCACGGACGCGUGAACAUGAGGCAUAUAAGAUCGCUCAGGAAAAUGCAGGAAGGGCGGCGAGAAGGUUUAAGUAUGGAGACGACGUGGACGCCGACGGAAAUGACUAUCAUCCCCGUGAAGAAGACAAUGGUGAUUCAAUGGAGCUGCGCCUUCAGAACGCUCGCGAAGCACGAGGUUGGGCUUUUGAUGAGGCUAGUCGACGAUACGAGUGGAACGCAAGGUGGACAGGCGGUUGUCAUGACGGGGUUGAAGAGGAAGCAGAUAAGCGGAUGGCGGAUGUAGAGAGGUGGAAUGGUGAAAUUGAGAAGCUAGAGAGACACGUUGAUCAAGCUCGCGAUGCUCGUACACAUAACCUGGACAACGAUUCAGAUUCGAGCUCAGAUAAAGAAGAGAGUGCAGACGACAGCAAUGAAGAGUAUGAAAAGAAUGUUCGUGAUGCGCGUGAGGCUCGGGAAAGACGAUAUGACCAUGAUGAUCAUGAAGAGGAGCAGGGAGCGGGAGAAUAUAAUGAUGUUGAUGACGAUUUGGAACUCGACUCCGACUACGAUUCGGAACUCGACUCCCACGAUUGA